UACUUUAUCAAUAUUGUUUAUUAAACACAUCCGUGUUGGCUCAGGAUUCCAUUAUCUGUUGGGACUGAAAAGUAGAGCUAAGUUCACUUACUGUACAGUGAUUAUGUCAUCCCGUACAGCCUCCCCAUCAACCUUUCACCCACUUUCGCUCUCACACACUGACACGCUGUUGACGGCGCUCGUGGGGAAGAGGAACCGUAGACAAAAUAUUGCAGAGAGUUGGUGGCCAUUUCUGAUCUGGAAACAUAGCCUUGUUGCCUGGAGGGAACCAUUCAGAAAUGUGGAUGAGUACAUUGCACUACUCGCCCUGCCUGCCCUGCAGAGAAGUACCGCUGCUAUGGCCUGUCAGGCGUUGAGGGCUUGUCGUAGACCAGGGCGGGCUGCAGGUCCACUACCCUCUUGUCUGACUUCAAUGCAUCUUCGUGGGCAGCACACACUAGGAUCUGCCUCCCUCCCUCUGGCUCACCACUCAGUGAGGCAUGUCCGGGCUCUGGAUGAAGAGAGGAUGAUGGAGGUGGAGUGGGAGGAUGGAGGACAAAGUCUCUACCCAUUCACCUGGCUGAGAGACAACUGCCAGUGUCCACUGUGUACCCUGGAGUCUGCUCAGGCCCGGAAACUGUUGAUGUCUGAUCUUGAUAUCCACACAGGUGUUAACGUUGUGGAGGUCACCAAUGAUUACAAGGUGUCCAUUGUGUGGCCCGACCUGCACACCAGUGUGUUUGACGCAGAGUGGCUGAAGAAACGCUGCUUCUCUGCUGCUGCCAGACAAGCCAUGCAAGAAGAGCUUUUCCUCAACAAGCGUCAUUACUGGGACUCCAAACUGCGCAUUCCCACGGCCGACUACCAGGAAGUCCUCCAUGACGAUAAGGCCGCGCUGGCCUGGCUCUCGGCCCUGCGACGUGUUGGCAUCGUCUACCUGAAGGGCGCUCCGGUAGAGCAAGGCCAAGUGGCCAGACUAGCUGAGCGGAUUGGUUAUCUCAGGCUGACAUUCUAUGGGCACACAUGGCAGGUCAAGGACAAAUACAUGGCAAACAAUGUAGCCUACACUUCAGGAAGACUCAGUCUCCAUUCAGACUACCCUGCACUGCACUUCGCACCAGGAGUGCAGUUUCUGCACUGCAUCAACCAGGCCGAGGAAGGAGGGGAGAGCGAGGUGGUGGACGGCUUCCACAUGGCUGAGCAGCUGCAGCGUGAAGACCCAGAGGCCUUCAGGACACUCAGCUCGCUCCUCGUGGACUUCACUGACACGGGAACGGACUACUGCGACUUCACGCUGCAGUCCAAGAAAUGCAUCAUCGAGGUUGCUGCCGACGGCCGAGUCGAGAGGAUAAACUUCAACAACGCCACCAGAGAUUCGGUGCUGGACCUCCCGGUGCACCAGGUCCAGCCCUUCUACAGAGCGCUGAAGGCCUACGUGGACAUGAUGAACCGACCAGAGAACGUGGUCACCUACAGAAUGAUGCCAGGCGACAUAGUGACCUUUGAUAACUGGCGUCUGCUGCACGGGCGAAAGGACUACAUCAGCCGGCGCGACAGGAUGCGACACCUUGAGGGCGCCUACCUGGACUGGGAUGAAGUCAUGUCUCGCCUCCGGAUACUCCGCGCCUCGGUCCACGGGAACAUUUAAGCUCCGAUAAGAGACCAACGAGUGGCUUUAAUCCGUCAGUUGAGCCCAAUGUUGCUCUUAAAACGCCGAGGGCAAAGUGCAAAGACACUAAAGUAUCUGACAAUAUGUCAAGAGCUAAAUCUCUGACUCUGAUUUAAAUGAUGAUAGCCACUUUCUAAACAUGUAACGUAGUGCAAUACGUAGUGCAAAGAUUAUGAAAAACACCUUGCUGGCAAAUGUUUAAGGUGUUUAUGGAUUCAGUCUUGGGAACUACUAACCAAUACGUUUUAUAAGCUUACAUUUUUAUUUUGAAGACAAUUCUUCAUGCCCAGUUCUCUGGUUAAAUAUUUAGCAACCUGGCUGCCAGAGAAAAACCUCAAUUAUCAAUGUAACACUCUAUAAUCACGGACUUCUGUUUUUCAUGACAUUUUAAUGUAUUGCUCACCACAGUGUACACUGUAUUUAGGGAGUAGAGAACGUGGUGGUGAUUUUACACAGAGCCUCUUGGGCUAUGUAAAGGGGUUUUUCUUACUGCCUGCAACACUACUACCUCUCUGGUCCAAUCCUGUGCCAAAACAAAGGAUGUGGUGUCCUUAACUUAACUUCAUUCUGUAAAGUUGCAGUCUGAAGUAAAAGUGCCUUAAGUACCGUAGCUGUAAUGUACUGCAGAACUUUAAAUUUAAAAAGGUCAGUUCAACCAAAUUACAAAGACAUGUGCACUGUCUACUUAACCCUUGUGGCAUCUGGCCAAACAGAAAAGUGUGGGUUCUCUCUGAGUUUUUGAGACACAGUGUGCCGUACCAGCCUGUUAAUCUUAGCAAAAAAAGAUUUUCAGUGGACAGUAAAGAUACUUUUGAAACUCAUGCUAAUGCCUUAUUGUGCCGUAUACAGGAUGAGCAGAACUUUUUUUUCACCCCCAGAAGUUUCAGACAAAGGUAUCCUAAGCAUCAAAGAUCCAAAACCACCAUGGUUAAGGGAUAAAAGAUGUUUUGUAAUACAAGUAACCUGAUCCUUCAAAUAAGCAUAAACUGUGUUCAUGUUAUUAAAAGGCACAAAGUUCUCAUGUUUCAAUACGGCCAGUUGGGGAUGGAUUUAGUCUGUUUUCUUGCUCGCUCACUGCUGUUACUGAAAGAAAUAUUUCUUCAAAGAAAACCCUUUAUGUCAUUUGUAUGUAACCUAAUAAAAGAGAACGUGGAUGUAAUUUUCCAGUCGGUCUGAUCAGGCGUGCACAGACAUGCUGACCAGUGAUGAGUAUGAUUGGUUUAUCCUCUGUGGGUGAUAAAAACUUAACUUUCAUCAACUGCAUUUCACUCAAAAUACUAAAGAGCAACCUCCGGUCUUCAUAGUUUUAAUGGUUGUGUUCAAUCUGGACUCAAACUAUUAAACUUGCAUUUUGUAGAGCAAGUUUGUGAUUUUUCUUUCAUAAAAGGACGAUGAACUAGGCUGAACUUUAUUUGCGAUAACUUUUAUUAUAUUGCCAAAGCUGUACAUAUUCUAUAAAUAUUUUUUUCAAAUGCUGGAAUACUAACUCCUGGCAUCUCUUUUCAUUUAUUCCCUCUCAUUACAGCAGCCGGCUAGCACAAUGACAGAUGAAUUGUAAUACUCCAGUUUAAAAAAAAAAAAAAAAACGUAGGCAUGAAGAGCUGUGCCCCAGUCUCAAACCAGUGUUAGAGAUCCUUCAGAUCGAGUUCCGUCUUAUUUAUAUAUUAUUUAUGUAUAAUAUAUUCAUUAAAGAAACAGCAUCUUCUGAUUGAGCAAUCCUACCGAUUAUUUCUCUUUGCACAGUAAAUCACUAAAAACACAAGCAUGUCAGAA
This is a messenger RNA of Etheostoma spectabile (orangethroat darter), 3421 nucleotides long. It is a transcript of the gene bbox1, whose product is annotated as butyrobetaine (gamma), 2-oxoglutarate dioxygenase (gamma-butyrobetaine hydroxylase) 1. The coding region runs from base 104 to 1627 and encodes 507 amino acids. Gene Ontology annotation, biological process: carnitine biosynthetic process. Gene Ontology annotation, molecular function: gamma-butyrobetaine dioxygenase activity; iron ion binding. The transcript has 8 exons. The record is from RefSeq and is a predicted model, not a curated record. Gene Ontology annotation, cellular component: mitochondrion. Lineage: Eukaryota; Metazoa; Chordata; Actinopteri; Perciformes; Percidae.